UCAAGCUUAUUUCUUCACACAACACAUACAUAUCUACAUUGAAAACAAAACUAAGUAGUAAUAAUCAUCAUGGCUAAGUUUGCUUCCAUCAUCACCCUUAUCGUCGCUGCUCUGGUUCUCUUUGCUGCAUUUGAAGCACCAACAACUGUGGAAGCACAGAAGUUGUGCGAGAAGCCAAGUGGGACAUGGUCAGGAGUUUGCGGAAACAGUGGCGCAUGCAAAAAUCAGUGCAUUAACCUUGAAGGAGCACGACAUGGAUCUUGCAACUACGUCUUCCCAGCUCAUAAGUGUAUCUGUUACUUCCCAUGUUAAUUUACCUAAAAAUCUUUUGUGCUUCGUGUGUGUAUUUUACAUAAAAUAAGUCUGUGUCAUUCUAGAAAUGACUUUAUGACAUGCAUAUGCCUAUGUUUUAAUGUUUGGUUUGCUUUUGUUGUUAUAAUAAUAUAAAAAAUUAUGUACGACGACGUAGGACUGUUUCUUCUUGUC
This is a messenger RNA of Arabidopsis lyrata subsp. lyrata, 486 nucleotides long. RefSeq names its product defensin-like protein 16. The record is from RefSeq and is a predicted model, not a curated record. Lineage: Eukaryota; Viridiplantae; Streptophyta; Magnoliopsida; Brassicales; Brassicaceae. The transcript has 2 exons. Bases 70 to 312 code for a protein of 80 amino acids. Gene Ontology annotation, biological process: defense response.